AUGCCUCAGCCGGGUAUGAAUGGGAUGGAGCCUGCGUUUGGCGAGGCCUACGGGGGACACAGGGGUCUGCUGAGCCCCUACCCUCUGGCCAUGUCGCCACAAGGGGGCAGGACCGAGUAUGACCAGAGCGUGCUCCUCAUGCUGGGCUCCCCGGCGUCGCCAAGGAAACGGCCCUUUGAGUUGCUGAGCGACCUGGUGGACGACGGCGGCUUCGGCGAGGACCUGCACCCGGAGCGCUGGGACGUGUCGGCGCUGGACGAGAUGGCUCGCUACACCAAGCUGGGCAUCGGGCCGGGAGGAGCAGGAGCAGGAGGAGGAAGAGGAGAGGCGGAGGAGGAACCGGCCCGCGGCGCCUCCCGUCGCCCAGGAAGUCCAGGCCGCUGCCGCAGGGAGGCAGGAGGGCCGCGCCUCGGUCGCCACCACCACAGAGAGGGAGUUAUGUGUUGCGGGAAGAGCGGCUGGCGGGGGGGCGCCGAGGCAGCGCACGGUGGAGGUGUAUCAGGUGGCGCAGGAGGAAGAGGAGGAGGAGGAGGUGGCGCUCGCGGCGGCCGGUUUGGCUCUGGAGCACUGCAGCGAGGAGCACAACUACUCCCUGAGCCAGGGGGAGGAGCUGGGGGCUCACAGCGCCCAGACAGAGGGGGCGCGGUGGGGGAGGCGCAGCAGGAGGUGGUGGCGGGUGGGGAGGGCGGCCAGGCCAAGACUGAGCUAGAUCUGGAGGACGAGGACAAGGGGCAGGACGAAGAGGAGGAAGAGGAAGAAGAAGAAGAGGAGGAUGAGGAGGAGGAUGAGGAGGAGGAGGACGAAGGAGAGGAGGGAGCAGAGGAGACAGCGGUGGAAGCUGAACUCUCCAGCUCCUCUGAAACUGAAUGUGAGGUGGAGGCCGAGCCAGCGAGGCAGCCGGGGGAGCGCCCGUCGAAGCGCCGCUGUUUCUGGGAGUACCGAUGCGCUCGAGAAUCGGCCACGAAGAAGAAGCUGGCCGGAGACGUCCACUGGUCCUUGUCCUGGAGCUCCAGCACUCUACCCAGCACACUGUACCGCCGAGAGGGCAAAAAAGGGCGCCGCAAAGCUCGCAAGACGGACGCCAGCGACCUGACGCCAAACCCCCAGAAGCUCCACAACAUCGGCGAGCAGCUGCAGAAGCUCAACGCUGCCAUCGACGGCAUGGGCCCGGUCAACGACCUGCCCGCCGUGGCCCGAGCCCGGUCUCGCAAGGAGAAGAACAAGCUGGCCUCCAGGGCCUGCCGGCUGAAGAAGAAGGCCCAGCACGAAGCCAACAAGAUCAAGCUGUGGGGGCUCAACCAGGAGUAUGAGAACCUGCUGGGAGCGCUGCUGCGGAUCAAGGAGGUGAUCCGACUGCGGGUGGAGAGCAGCGGGGAGGAGGACACGGACGAGCGAGGGAUGACCCAGCGCCUGGAAGACAUCCUCCGAGACUCCAGCGGUCCUUUAGUUGCCGGGCGGACCAAAGACUUUGUGCAGAGGAUUUUGGCGGCCAGCGCGGGAGGCCAGCGCGGGCGCAAAGAGCCCCCGCAGGGAGGGGAUGAGGCGGCGGGAUAAACAAAACUCACCCAGCAUCCUCCCCCUCCUCCUCCUCCCUCUCCUCUUCCUCUUCCUCCCCCUCCUCCCUCUUUCCACCCCUUCCCCUCCCAGCACCAACCAAGCAACCUGACCUGACCAAGCUUCCACUCCCACCAUGUACACAUUUCGAGUAGGAGUGAAGCGAUGAAGAGGUGGAGAUGCUGGGGGAGGAAAAAGGAGGAGGAGGAAGAAAUAGCCUAAACAAAAUGGGAGUAAAAUGCCACCGUGGUCCUGGUCCUCUCCCCUCCAAAACAGUAGCCGUCUUCACCGCUCUGUCUCUGCAGGCUGCACCACAACCACCACGAGGCCAGAGCUGCUGCUGCUGACGUCUCUGUCUGUCUGUCUGUCUGUCUGUCUGUGUGUGUGCGUGUGUGUGUGCGAGAUGUAACAUACUGUAUGGGUGUAUAGUGUUCCUCUCUCCCUCUUUGUGCUGUAUUCGUACCCCAGUGUGCCUAUGAAUAGACAUUGCACUGUUUUUGUAGAUGGUCGUAGUUGUCGGCAGGGGGGCCGCUAGUGAGGUGAGGGCGAGAGGGCAUUUGAGGAUAGAGGAAGUGCUUUAAAAAAAAAAAAAAAAAUUAAGGAAGUGGGAGGAGCCCCAGGCCUGGAAGACAAAGGAGUGGGUGUGUGCUUUUUUAUUUUAUUUUUUUUAUUUGGCUGGGCUCCUAUAGAAGCGCUUGCACACCAUUCGGAUUGCAUCGGCAUCUAAAAACAAAAAAAAGGUCGGUAACAAGUGACGGGAGUCCCGAUGCCAGACCAGCUGUUAAUGGAAACAACAACGUGUUUGUUUUGGACAAAAAAAAAAAGUCCUCUGAGCUUUAAUAACCCUCCCAUCCACCCUCUUCAACUCCCACUUCACCCCAUCAAAAUGUAAGCAAAGUUUAAAAAAGAAUAAGAAAAGAAAGAAAGAGAAAACUGCACCUUAAUUCAAACUGACCAAAGAUACUGCUGAACCACUCAGACACCAAAAGCUCUCACUGCUCCAGAUGCUGCCAACCAUUAACACAUCGUUCUGUUUUUGGGAAAUAUUCUCAUUGUUGUCAUGUUUACCUGCAUGCAUCUUCAGAGGAUGGACUUUUAAUCCCCUUCACCUAAAUGCACUACUGUCACGGACCUGAGAGGCCGUGGUGUGACAGACAGACAGACAGACAGACAGACAGACAGGAAAUGACAGUUUCUGGUUUCGUCGGCUUUUUUAGCUCGGCAGCCUGGGGUGCUCCUUUUUAGCUUCUCUGCGGCGGCUUUAUUUUGAUCCACAAAAAAAACAAAAGGGAAGUGUCCUCAAUAACUUCCCUCAAGCCCUCUCCUCAACCCCUGACCGGAUUAUGUAGCGCACCUUCCUGAAUUGCAAUGACAAAUAGAGAAAAAAAAAUAUUGUAGAUCUAGAAAGCAAAUAAUGUUUCAUUUGUAUUUUUUUUUAAUUAUGAUUUUUCUUUUUGUUGUUGUUAUUUGGCAAUGCCACACAGCCCACAUGGUGGGGUUGUCUUGAGAGUUUUUUGAAAUUUGCCUUUCUUCUGUGGUCUUUGCUGACACUGUAGUCCAACCUUGUCCAAGGUCUCUAAAUGUUGUUGGACGUUAAAAAGAAAAAAAUGAAAGAAAGACAAAAAAAAAAAAAAAAAAAAAAAAAAAAAAAAAAGUCCCCUUGACCCUUUGAAUUGCACUGUGGUAAGAGCAACUAAGCACCUUCAAAGAGGGCUUCAGAUCCUCCGAAAGCAAAAAAAAAAAUAAUAAAAUAAAAGGCUCUUGGCACCUUUUGUCUAAAGACAGAUUGUUUGAGAGGCUUGUUGUGGGCGCUUAGCGCUUUGUUACCGAGCGCUCUCGGUUAGUUUCAGUAUGGUGCUACUGUAUGAAAAAAAAAGAAAAUGAGAAAAAAAAAAAAAUAAAGGCAAUGCAAACCUGAGCGGAGGCAUCAGGCACUAACUGCUGACUGGGUUUUAGCCUGCGAGCAUGUGCUGUUGUAAUAGGCAGUUUGUUUGCAUAAUGACGCCUUUCUGAAGUGCCUGGAGCUUAAAGCCACAGGGACCUGUGUGAUUAUGCCCGAGCUUGAACCCUAUUACGAGGUGGGGGGACGUAACCCAUGACUUCUGCUCCCAGCUUGGCCUCACAAAAAAAGAAGACGAAAAAAAAACUGCAGGCCUGUGUCCGUGUCCGAUCACAUAUUACAGCCAAAAACAAGUCAACCAAAAUAUUCAAAUCCAUACGUGAUAACAGUAGCUGGCACCUGGUUCCUGUGAACAUCAACUCUGGGAAAUAUAAGUGUCUGCUAGUUAAGCAAUCACCCCGCCCCCCCCUCUCUCUCCCCCCCCCCUUUUUUUUUAUUUCAUGUUUUUUCAACCUUGACGAGCUCCCGUCUGGGCUGCGUUCCAAAAAGCUGCUGCGCUGUAACACACCCUCUCUCCUAUGGAAAAAAAACUCCAUUUCCUGUCUCAACCAGGAGAGCAGGGGUGAACCUUACCCUCUUCACCCCCCUCGAGGUCUCGCUCGUGGUCAUGUUUU
Molecule: messenger RNA, 4068 nt
Organism: Perca flavescens (yellow perch)
Lineage: Eukaryota; Metazoa; Chordata; Actinopteri; Perciformes; Percidae
Product: CREB3 regulatory factor
Exons: 9
Coding region: 1-1554 (517 amino acids)
Biological process (GO): regulation of transcription by RNA polymerase II; response to unfolded protein
Cellular component (GO): nucleus
Molecular function (GO): DNA-binding transcription factor activity, RNA polymerase II-specific; RNA polymerase II transcription regulatory region sequence-specific DNA binding
Source: RefSeq, a predicted model, not a curated record